Pectinophora gossypiella (pink bollworm) is the source of this 669-nucleotide messenger RNA. RefSeq lists its product as uncharacterized. The record is from RefSeq and is a predicted model, not a curated record. The transcript has a single exon. NCBI's taxonomy places the organism in Eukaryota, Metazoa, Arthropoda, Insecta, Lepidoptera, Gelechiidae. The coding region runs from base 1 to 669 and encodes 222 amino acids.
AUGGUAAUCGCCAAACUAGGGAAAGAUGUUAUACAACAAGUUAGUGAUAUACUUCUGAAGCCGCCCGAAACGAAGAAAUACGAUGCUUUGAAGGCUCGACUCCUAACUGUGUACGAAGAGUCUGAAAUAAGGCAAUUCCAGAAGUUAUUAAGUGAAAUGGAGCUCGGCGACCAAAAGCCUUCACAGCUUUUGCGUCGUAUGAAGGAUUUAGCACGUGAUAAAAUACCUGAUGAAACCUUACGUAUUAUGUGGCAAGGACACUUACCGCCGUCGGUACGAGCAGUGUUAGCAGUCAGUGAAUGUACGGACUUGACCAAUCUUGCAACAGUAGCGGAUAAAAUUGUGGAAACAUCGAGACCAUUGCAGAUAGCAGAAGUACAGGCAUCCACGUCAAACUUCAGUACCAGCAACGAUAACGCUUUUAUAUUGGCCGAGAUAGCCAAAUUGAGCUUGAAAAUAAGAGAUAUGGAACGAUAUAGAGGAAUGUACAGAAACAACGACUAUGGAAGAGGGCGAUCACGCUCUGCAUCUCGAGGACGACGUAACCAAAGUCGCCGCACGCCUGAUAGUCCAAAUUGGUUGUGCUACUACCACCACAAGUUUCGGAAUCAAGCAAAAAAGUGCACAGAACCCUGCGCGUGGAAAAAGUCUGACGAUCAGGGAAACUAA